UCUCUGGACCUGCUCUGGCUGUCAGCCUGGCGGUGUGCGUGCGUGCGUGCGUGCCCGCCCGCUGUGUGCGGCUGUCAACCUUUGUGUGUACUUUUCUGAAACUCUGUAAAGGCUUUGUGGCAAUGCUGACAAAAACAGCCAGAUAGUUACCUAGUUUUAUAGAUCUGCAACGUAAAAAAAUAUCCUUACUGUUAAGAAGAUGGCAAGUCCUAAUGGAGAAAAGAAAGAAUUAUGUCCUGACGGCAGUUCUGAAAGCUUGGAUCAAGGAGUAUCAAAUUCAAAAACUGCUGGAAGUGACCAUAGCCUUUCUACGCUUUCAACACAUGAUGAAUGUUUUCACUCGCAACAAUUUUCACAGUUGAGCCUCAAUAAAAUGGAGAAUUAUUUUCUAAAGGGUCAAUUAACAGAUGUCACUUUAAUAGCAGCAAUCUUCGGAGAAGACAACUCAAAGGUUGAAGUUGUAUUACAAGAUGUGGAUGGUGAUGCAAUUAUGGCUCUUGUUCAAAUUAAUUGUUAUACUCUGGUGGCAGUGUUGAACUACAAUGAAGACACGCGUGAAACAUUACUUGCCACUGCAUGUCUACUACAAUUUAAUGAUGUAGGAACAUUUCAUGGAAAAGUUAUUCGUAAUCAAGAAUUUCUUAUGCUGUCCAGGCUGAUGAAGUUGCGAAAGCUUCUUGCUUCUGAUGAUCUCAAUGUGGCCUUCUAUCUUAAUUUAGGCGCUACAAGCAUUGAAAAAUAUGAUCUUCGCACUAAUUCUUGGAGUAAUGUGGCAAAUAUGAGUGCUCGGCGCCUACAGUUUGGUGUGGCUGUUAUGGAUGAGAAGCUAUAUGUUGUUGGAGGAAGAGAUGGAUUGAAAACACUGAAUACAGUUGAAUGUUACGAUUUAAAAGCAAGAACCUGGAGCAAUUUACAUCCAAUGUCCACUCAUCGACAUGGUCUGGGUGCUAAUGUGGCAAAUAUGAGUGCUCGGCGCCUACAGUUUGGUGUGGCUGUUAUGGAUGAGAAGCUAUGUGUUGUUGGAGGAAGAGAUGGAUUGAAAACGCUCAACACAGUUGAAUGUUACGAUUUAAAAGCAAGAACCUGGAGCAAUUUACCUCCAAUGUCCACUCAUCGACAUGGUCUAGGUGUUGGAGUUCUAGAAGGACCACUGUAUGCUGUUGGAGGUCAUGAUGGCUGGAGUUACCUAAAUACUGUUGAGCGAUGGGACCCACAGGCUCGUCAGUGGAGUUUUGUCGCGCCAAUGUCAACACCGCGGUCUACAGUCGGUGUUGCUGUACUAAACAAUAAGUAUGACCCAAAGACUGAUACUUGGACUAUUAUAGCAUCAAUGAGUAUUGGCAGAGAUGCACUUGGUGUAUGUUUGUUAGGUGAUCUACUAUUUGCAGUUGGAGGAUUUGAUGGGCAACAUUGCUUGAAAGUGGUAGAAGCUUAUGAUCCACAGACAAAUGAGUGGCAACAGAUGGCACCUCUGAGUACAGGUCGGGCAUGUGCCUGCCUUGUAGUGAUUAAAAACACUCAUCCAAGCUGAGAAUGGAACAUUUAAACAAAGAUAACUAUGAAAUUUAAAAUGUAAUUGUUGAAUGAUUAUUUUUGUUCUUCAUUCCACAACUGGAGUGAGUAAUGCCUUAGAUGUUAUUAUUAAACAUAUUAGAAGAGCAGUUGUAUUGGCAGCUAACUGAUAUCAUAAAUAGAUAUAACCAUGUAAUUCACGAAUAGUUGUUUUCUCUCUCUCAGGAGAUUGUGUGAAAUGGAUCUUCAUUAUGUUAUGUACUUUCCAUGUUUAAGUAUUAAGGUGUUAGUAUGAAUAUCUUUAAAUAUACUACAGAGAGAGGAGAGUAAAGGUAAAAUUGUAAUAUUUUUACAUUUAAGCAGGGAUUUUCAAUGAGGUAUGGGUCGACAUUAAUUUUACAAAUAAGUAGUUUUGUAAACACUACUUAAAAUUCUCUCCUGCAUAGGUAAUAUUCAUUGAAUAUCAUUUGACUUUUAACUCUCACAUUCAUUCCUUUUUUCCUAUUUCAUAAAAUCUGCAGAUUGUAAUUAAAUAAUAGUUAAUUCAAAGUUGUUUUUCAACUUGCCAGCAAAUUGUCAAUUGGUCUUUGUUAGUAAAGAUUCCACCAUGUCAAGAUUCUCACUCUUGUGUUUUACUUGACAUUAAAAUAUUUUUAGUUAUUUUUAAUUAAGUGAUUUUCCUCCAUCGAAAAAAGUGUUAAAGAAACACAUUCCAUGUUAUUUAUACCCAAGAAGUAUAAAUUUUGUUAUGUUUGUGAUAAUAAAAAGUGAAUAUUCAUUU
Gryllus bimaculatus (two-spotted cricket) is the source of this 2293-nucleotide messenger RNA. The record is from the annotation of a GenBank genome assembly. NCBI's taxonomy places the organism in Eukaryota, Metazoa, Arthropoda, Insecta, Orthoptera, Gryllidae.